AUGUUUUCUCGUGCUCAAACCACUUUAGUGGCCAGUGUCCUUCUUGGCGUGUCCAGUGUUUCAGCACUUACUUGGGGGAGCACGAAAUUCUUAUUCGUCUUCGGGGAUUCCUACACCACGACUGGAUGGAAUAUUUCUGCUGGUAUCAACUCUCCUGUGCCAGGGUUCACAUCCUCGAACGGUCAAAAUUGGGUUCAAUAUCUUGGAGGGACUUACAAUGUCACCGAUACACAAGUAUUCAAUCUUGCAUUUGGAGGAGCGACGAUCGAUUCUGCGCUCGUUGCACCAUAUUCGCCCACAGUGCAAUCGAUCGUAACCCAGGUCUCUCUGUUUGAACAAUUCCUCGGGUCUAAGCCCGCUGGCGCACCAUGGAAAAGUGACAAUAGUCUCUUCGCAUUGUGGAUAGGCAUCAAUGACGUUGGGAACUCAUUUGCGUGGAACAAUGUAUCACAGAGCGCUUUUCAUACCACGCUCAUGACACGUCUCUUCGGUCAGGUUGAAGAGCUCUACCAAUCUGGCGCUCGCUCGUUCCUGUUCCUCACUGUUCCUCCCACGAACCGAGCCCCACUCCUGGUCGUGCAAGGCCCCACGGUAACCGCGCGAAUUACAUCGUCCAUCGCCGACUACAACAACCAAUUACGGUCCUUCGCGACAAAAUUCAGGCAGCAGCACAAGGAUCUUGACCAAAUCGUUGUCUUCGACACGCAGCCCAUCUUCAACACCUUGUUGAACAACGCUGGGACGUUCGGAUACGUCAACAUAACGGGGUUUUGUGAGGCCUAUCAAAACGGUACCUCGGAUGUCUCAACACAGAUCGCACCUUGUGCCCCUGUUUCAGAUUACUUUUGGCUGAACACGCUGCACCCAUUGUUUACCGUUCACGACGUCAUUGCUAAGGCCAUUUCGACUGUGUUGAGCGGUUUCUGA
Messenger RNA from Heterobasidion irregulare TC 32-1, 927 nucleotides. RefSeq names its product carbohydrate esterase family 16 protein. Gene Ontology annotation, molecular function: hydrolase activity, acting on ester bonds. The coding region runs from base 1 to 927 and encodes 308 amino acids. NCBI's taxonomy places the organism in Eukaryota, Fungi, Basidiomycota, Agaricomycetes, Russulales, Bondarzewiaceae. The record is from RefSeq and is a predicted model, not a curated record. The transcript is spliced from 6 exons.